ACGGGGCGGGAGCAAUGCCCUGAUUGGGUCAACUCGAGUCCCUCAAAAGCUGGCAAAACAUAGCUGCGAGUUAGCUAGCCAAUUACAGGCUAACGGGGAAAAUGGCUUAGCGUGGACCCCCCACAUCACAUCGACAAUCAUAUAGCUGUUCUUUUUUUGUUUGUUGAUACAUAUGAUUUACGUUUUUAGUAUACCUUGCAAACCUCCUUGAUUCAUGCAAACUCUCGUUUGUUGGAUUUAGCAGGCUCACUCGAACAUCUUUUGACACCAAAACGGCUCAGCUCAACCGGUGCAGGUACAGCAGCAGACCGGGAGAGACAUGGUAGUUCCGCACAGCUCCAGUGCGGUGCAACCAGCAGACAAUGACUGUGCGGAGGGUCUUGUGAAGCCCUCCCAGCCGAGCUACGAGGAGGAGCAGGAGCUAGCAGGGGUGGAGUUGGAGGAGGUACGUAAGCUCCAGGAACUCAUUCGAAGACUCGAGGUCCAGAAUCAAACACUCCGAAACAGGGGAGGCAGUAAGAAUCUACAUCUCAGAGGGACCACCACAAACAACAUUAACCUCACAACCAGUACCAACAUCAAUGAGAUAAUCUCCUCCUGUGAAGGAGUGAUCAACAACAACAACUCCUCUCUCAGGUUGGGGAGCAGUGAACUAGGGUGCAGCAGUAGUGACAUGGAGCUGUCCCCUCCUCAGGACAGCAGUAGUGACUUGGAGCUGUCCCCUCCUCAGGACAGUAAUAGCAGUGAGGAUAUGUCCCAGCUCCCUGUAGUUAACCUGGAAGAGGAGGAUGGUGGACUGUGUGCAGGCUUUCUGACCCUGCCGUGCGGGAACGGACCAGGACCGGCGCAGACCCAGGGGCAAAGCACAACCCCAGAGAGUCCCUCUCUGGACAGCUAUGAGUCUGAGACCCUGGCGGAGAGCGACUCGGGAUUGGACCCGUUGGCCCUGGAUGAAGUGGAUGUUCUGGACCUAUGGGAGGACCUUGCAGAGGUGGAUGACGAGGACAGCUGGUUGUAUGUCUCCCCUAUGAAGCAGGUAGUUGCUGAGCCCAGGCCUGAGUCUCCUCUGAAGUGGUGUCGGAAGGUUCUGGACCACCCCAGCCCAGAGACGGAGGUGGCCUGUCGCACCCUGCUCAACCGUCUCGACCAGACAUCUCGCUGGAGGAGCAUCUACAGCAGCUCUGGUCAGAUGGGGGAGGCUGGCUCCUCUGGCUCCGGCCUCCUCUCUCCUGGGCACCACAACAAAUCCACUAACAAAACCCUACUGGCCAGUGGUGGCUCAGGCUACGUGAGUGUGCACUCUGCUCUGAGUUCCCAGUCGUCUGUAGACAGUGAGCUGAGUACCUCAGACGACUCCAUCACCAUGGGUUACAAGCUACAGGACCUCACUGACGUCCAGAUCAUGGCCCGCCUACAGGAAGAGAGUCUGAGACAGGACUAUGCCUCCAGCUCUGCCUCAGUGUCUCGUCGUAGUUCCUCUGCCUCCCUCCAGUCUCUACGUCGGGGUGGGACCUACAGCGACCAGGAGUUUGAUACCUACAGCCUGGAGGAUGAGGAGGAUGAGUGCUGCUCUCUGCCCCAGCGACGCCUCCGCUACUCCCCCUCUCCCCUGAGCUCGCCCCGCUGCCUCUCCCCCUCCACGGGUUUGCAGGGCCAGGCAGAGUACAGCAGGCUGGGGGCCCCCCGACAACGUGUUCCACGGCGAUCGUUACAGGGGCCCGGGCCCGAGCUGCUAAAGUUCGCCAAGACCGAGGAAGAGGUGAGGCACAGCAUGCCUAACCUGGCCCCCCGCACCAGCCUGCGUUCCCUGGAGGCGGUCAGGAACAGUCGCAGCAUGGAGGCUAACCUCCAGAGCUCUGGUAUGUCAUCCAGUCAGAUGCGAGGCAGUGGCCAGUCCCAUCUGUCCAUGCGGGUCCCUGUCAAAGCCAUGGGCUCCAUGCCGGGGGCCCGCCAGCCCUACAGGGGCCUGCCUGUAGUCCAGAGUGGACCCAAUGGAGGGGUACGGAGGGUCCAGUCCACAGGGCCUGCCAAUGGGGGAGCCUACACAGCCGGGAGAGCCUCUACUGGGGGUGGGAGGCAAGCAGCAGCCCCAUCCUCAAGGAGUAGACUGGCCCAUCCACAUAGAAGGUCUAUGGGGAUGACUAGAACGAAUGGCCCAAUUUCAAAUGAGUCGUGGCGAGAUGGCUGUUACUGAGGCAACAAGGGAACUUCCUCCACCUCUCUCCUUUACCUCACGUUUUUAUAUAAACACCAACUUAAUUGCCUCUGAACGUACCCCUGUAGGCAACACCAACUUGUCUCUGACCAUACCGCUAGCCUAUGAACAUACCUCUGUAGGCUGGACCACUGUAGAUGAACAGAGCUUCCCUUGCAUGCAGAACCCUAUUACCCCACGGAUACACUGGAGACUGGACCUGGACAGAGCUUCCCUGGCAUGGAGAACCCGAUCACCCCACGGAUACACUGGAGACGGGACCUGGACAGAGCUUCCCUGGCAUGGAGAACCCGAUCACCCCACAGAUACACUGGAGACUGGACAGAGCUUCCCUGGCAUGGAGAACCCGAUCACCCCACGGAUACACUGGAGACUGGACAGAGCUUCCCUGGCAUGGAGAACCCGAUCACCCCACAGAUACACUGGAGACGGGAACUGGACAGAGCUUCCCUGGCAUGGAGAACCCGAUCACCACACAGAUACACUGGAGACGGGAACUGGAUAGAGCUUCCCUGGCAUGGAGAACCCGAUCACCCCACAGAUACACUGGAGACGGGAACUGGACAGAGCUUCCCUGGCAUGGAGAACCCGAUCACCACACAGAUACACUGGAGACGG
Molecule: messenger RNA, 2833 nt
Organism: Oncorhynchus masou masou (cherry salmon)
Lineage: Eukaryota; Metazoa; Chordata; Actinopteri; Salmoniformes; Salmonidae
Product: SLAIN motif-containing protein-like
Exons: 9
Coding region: 320-2194 (624 amino acids)
Biological process (GO): positive regulation of microtubule polymerization; microtubule nucleation; cytoplasmic microtubule organization
Cellular component (GO): microtubule plus-end
Source: RefSeq, a predicted model, not a curated record